Eurypyga helias (sunbittern) is the source of this 600-nucleotide messenger RNA. Its product is annotated as LIM and senescent cell antigen-like-containing domain protein 3-like. Bases 1 to 600 code for a protein of 199 amino acids. Gene Ontology annotation, cellular component: focal adhesion; cytoplasm; cell-cell junction. The transcript is spliced from 4 exons. Lineage: Eukaryota; Metazoa; Chordata; Aves; Eurypygiformes; Eurypygidae. The record is from RefSeq and is a predicted model, not a curated record. Gene Ontology annotation, biological process: cell-cell adhesion; positive regulation of substrate adhesion-dependent cell spreading; cell-cell junction organization.
AUGGACUUCCAGCACAGAGCUCGCCCUUACCCCAUCCCGGAGGAUGAAGCGGUCGCGCACAAGGUCGCUCCCAAUGCCCACAACUCGGCAGGAAACGAAGGCGAAAAACCCGUGUCAAAAUUACAACGUAGGCACAGUGACAUAAAACUCUACAAAGAGUUUUGUGACUUCUAUGCAAAAUUCAACAUGGCGAACGCACUUGCAAAUGCCAUCUGCGAGCGCUGCAGAGGCGGCUUUGCCCCUGCCGAGAAAAUCGUCAACAGCAACGGUGAGCUGUACCACGAGCAGUGCUUCGUCUGCGCCCAGUGCUUUCAGCAGUUCCCCGAAGGGCUCUUCUACGAGUUUGAAGGGAGGAAGUACUGCGAACAUGAUUUUCAAAUGCUUUUUGCCCCUUGCUGCCAUCAGUGUGGUAAGUUUUACAUCCAGGUCUUUGUCAUCCGCUUGGCCUCUUGUGACCCACCCGUGCUGUCCUACUCCACGGGCGCGGGGACAGUCUUUAUCAUCUGGUGUUAUAAUCCGCUGAUGGGUGACCUGGUCCCCCUUCAUAUUUUUGAAACAAGUACCUUUAAGGCCUUAGUGUCUGAUAUCAACCCCAUGUAA